CCAAAAUCCUACAGGGCAUUUGACUCACGUGUGCCCAUGUAUUUUUUUUUUCUCCAAAGACCAAAGGUCCGCAGUCCCCCCCAAAGCAAAGACCACAUUUUCAAUCUUUGAUGUCAGCUGACUCACCUCAUUAAAACACAUGAAAUCAGAAAAAAAACAGAGCAAACAUGAUUAUUCAUCCUUAAAAUUAAAGAUUACUCUGUUUUAAUCUGAAAAUGACAAGUAAUAAAUUAUUCUAUUACCCGCUCGUGCGCCUGCUACCCUAUAUAAACCCCCCUUGACGUAUUUCUGGUUUGACAGUUGAAUUUCCCACCAAAAUCCUACACUUAACUUUCUUCUUUACCACCUUCUUCCAUUAGAACUUUCUUAUAGAAUAAGAAGAAGAAGAAGAAGAAGCUUUUGAGUUUGAACUCUUAAUUUUGAAAUUCUAGCCCCCAAUGGAUUAUUCAUUCUUUGACCUUCAUCAAUAUUACUACCAUUCAUCUCAUCACCAGCAGUUUUCUCCAGAGUAUUCUUCAUCAACAUUCAGUAAUUCCUCCUCACAACUUUCAUCCAACUUCGAUUCCUCAUCAGCCCAUUUCCACAACUACCAUAACAAUUAUAAUUAUAACAAUAAUACUAAUUCUUACCUCCCUUUUAAUGAGAACGACUCUCAGGAGAUGGUUCUCGCCGGAGUUCUAGAAGAAGCAGCCACUAUCACUGAGCACUCACCCGCAGCAUACUCCGGCGGCUAUGGCGUCAUCAAAGAGGAAGAAGAAUGCUUUUCUGGUUCUCCCAACGAUCAUCAUCGUAAUUACGAGGACCCCACCACGAAGGAGGAGGAAUCGGUGUCUUACAGGGGAGUUCGCCGGAGGCCGUGGGGGAAAUACGCGGCGGAGAUAAGGGAUUCCACCAGAAACGGAGUCAGAGUGUGGAUCGGGACGUUUGAUACGGCGGAGGAAGCGGCUUUGGUGUACGAUCAGGCCGCAUUGGUGAUGCGGGGACACUCCGCCGUGCUUAAUUUCCCGGCGGACGUGGUUCACGAGUCGUUGCGGCGGAUGGAUUACGGUUUCGAAGAAGGGUGUUCGCCGGUGUUGGUGAUGAAACAGAGGCACGCUUCCACCAACAAGAGGAAUAAUGCUUCCAGGAAGAAGAAGAGCAAUAAUAAUAACGAUAAUAACAAAGAGGAGGAACAAAAUGUGGUGGUUUUUCAAGAUUUGGGAUCUGAUUAUUUGGAAGAACUCCUUAGCAUCUCUGAGAGUAGUAAUUCAUCCUCAUCUGCAGCUGAUCCCUGUUCCUGGUGGUCAUAGGUUAUAUAUUAUGGACUCUCUGAUCAAAUUAAGUUAUCUUUUUUCAAACAUUGAUCAUUCCCGCUUCAAUUGAAUUAAAAAGGAGGGAGAAAGCAGAAAAGUAAGAAUGAAAAUCCAAAUUUGACAGUUGUUUUAGGAAGGAGGGAAUAUAAAUUUACAUAGAUUCUAACUAAAAGUUGGUCAAUUUUUGUAUUAUGGGACAGAGGAUAAUUUGGUGUUGGAGCUUAGAUUGAGGCAGUAAGUUUCGAUUUUAUUUUAUUUUUUCUUGAUAAGUUAAUUUUGGAGCGUUUCAUGUAAGGCAGGGAACGAGGGAUCAAUGAUGCCAUAAGGCCCAUAAGGCCAUGCAUCAUGUACAUAUCUUGAAAAUGAUCCACUUCAAAGUUUUUUAAGGCAUCAUUUUAGGAAUCUAAAUUCCUAAUAGGGUUGCAAGAAAUUUCAAAUUUCAGGAUGUAAAAUCUGGCAUUUAUAUCAACACUUGCUUGGUCAAAGUGGUAAGGUACU
Molecule: messenger RNA, 1790 nt
Organism: Oldenlandia corymbosa var. corymbosa
Lineage: Eukaryota; Viridiplantae; Streptophyta; Magnoliopsida; Gentianales; Rubiaceae
Source: the annotation of a GenBank genome assembly